AUGGAGACUAUUAACAACAUCACAGCUGCUGCUUCCAAUGCGAUUUGGGGACAAUCAGAAGAUCCGAAGAAUCCAAACACAACUACAUCUCAAACUACAGGAACACCCACAACCACAACAAACCCAACAAUGUCAGGAAACACUUCUGGCCGAGAGCCAAUUUCUGGUCAACUUGGUAACACCAGUGCUGAAUCUUCCCCUACCACCACCCCAUAUACAGCAACCACAAUUGACCCAAGAGUUCACACUGAGUCCAAUGCUGGACCACACGGCUCAAAUCUCGCAAACAAGGCGGACCCAAGGGUAGACUCCGACCGCGAUGGAUCCAGAACUGCAGGUUCGACUGCAUACGAGCCUUCCAACACCAUGGGAACACCACUCGGUGCUGGAAGUGCUGCUGUUGGAGGAUCAUCUGGCUUAGGCUCAUCAUCUACCACCUCAGGUCCUCACAGCUCAAACCUCGCCAAUAAGGCAGAUCCAAGAGUUGACUCUGACCGUGACGGAUCUGGCUUCGGAAACACUAGCAGCAGCAGCAACACUGGAGUCUACAGCUCUACUUCAUCAUCUACCACCGCAGGUCCUCACAGCUCCAACCUUGCCAACAAGGCAGACCCAAGAGUUGACUCAGAUCGCGACGGAUCAGGAAUUGGUAACACCAGCGGCGGGAACACUGGUUUCUAUAGCGCUACCACCCACAACCCACUCACUUCCCGACCUGCAGAUUCUAGCACUACCUCUUCCACAACACACCACACUUCCGGUAUUGGCGGUAUCGACUCUUCACGAUCAACAGGAGAUUACUCCUCAUCCACAGGACAUCAUGGCUCUAACACAGGCCACCAGUCCACUUACGGCAGCACUGGAGGUGACACUAGCCUCUCAGCAGACGGUUCUCAAAGCAUCAACCCAGGCCCAACUGGCUCAACUGCUGGAAAGUCCGUGGUUGAUGCUUCGCAACAAUCCAGAACAAGCACUGGUCCAAUCGAUGCGGUUGGCGACAACACCCCAAACACCCGCCCAUUCUCAGAAUUCGGUGGUAACAAGACCGUUCCAGAUUCUGACAAGACUGGUAUUGCUUUCCGUGAGCCUGGUCCAACACCUUCCAGAGGCCUUCACCCAAUUGAAGGUCAAGGUUCAUUGACUGGCGCUCACUCCCACCGUGGCUCCGGCGCUUUCCAGAAUACUCAAGAUACCCACGAUACGCUGCACAAGAGAGAUCACAUGGAUGGUGCCGAUCACACACAAGAUCGCAAGUUGAGCAGCGCUACAAGCGCUACAAGUGGUUCCGGACGCGCAGGAUCUACGGCUGGUAUUACUGGAAAGGGAACGCCAGGUGGUAUGCCAGAAGUCGUCGCUCGGGAUUUGGAGAAGAUUAAGACUGGAAAGGGAAAGCCACCAGGAGGAAGUGAUGCUGAACUUGGUCUCGAUGAAGCUCACGGAGGACCAAAGGCUACCUCUAAGGAAGGCGCUCACGGUGCACACGGUGAGGAGAAGAUGGGUAUGAUGGAUAAGAUUAAGGCUAAGUUGCCAGGGCACCAUUAG
This is a messenger RNA of Glarea lozoyensis ATCC 20868, 1542 nucleotides long. RefSeq lists its product as uncharacterized. The coding region runs from base 1 to 1542 and encodes 513 amino acids. The transcript is spliced from 3 exons. The record is from RefSeq and is a predicted model, not a curated record. Lineage: Eukaryota; Fungi; Ascomycota; Leotiomycetes; Helotiales; Helotiaceae.